CCGAGACAAGACGUCGCCAGCCUAACCCGUCGCAACCCGAGGCGCAGCGAGAUAUAGCCCACACACUUCUGACCAUGUCGGCGACAGCGUCGCAAUACCAACCGCGUCCAGACACCUCUGACGGACCCAACAAUGAGCCGCCCUCAGUUGAGCAGAAACCGCCACAGCACAAACGUGUGUACCAGGCUUGCAUACCGUGUCGGCGGCGCAAGGUCAAAUGCGACUUGGGAAGUGUUGACAAUCCAGGCGAUCCACCAUGUGUGCGAUGUCGAAGAGAGAGCAAGGAGUGUUUCUUUUCCGCGACGAGGAGGAAGAGGAAGAACGAUGAUGGUGGCGAAGGCAGUCUCGACGGCUAUGACUUUGGGGACGACUACAUAAUUCGCAAUGGCAGAAAGAUGGUGCACACCUCUCCGCCAGGCUCGAUACGACAGUCCUCGAUGGGCGCUCCGAGCUCUUCUCGAUCGGCAGCGCCAUAUGCGGAUGGAACUCCUCUGCCGGGCCCCCCGUUGACUCCUGGAGGGUCGAUUGGAAGAUCGCAACCUCUGCGACGACCUCAGCAAGCUUCCUCGGACACGUCUCAACGUGACCGUGGCUCCAAUGAGCAAUUGGAAAAUCUUGAAGCCCAAGAGGUCAUGCGGAGGGAGGUUUACGGACCGCACGAUGCACUGGACCUUCUAUACAAGGCUGCAACGGAUAGUCCCGAUCAUACGAGACACGCUAGGAAUAGCAGUAGCCAGCUGCCCCCUAUGUUAGGGAAUAAUAGUACUGGAGAUCAGAGUCAACAGUCACAAAUGCGAAGCUCCAAUCCCCCUUUUCAAUCGAACAACAUGCGCCCUCGAGACGUGCAAGACCCCGCCAUUGACCCCGCCCUAGUUACGGAAGCGACAGGUCGACCAGAUAGAACCAAGGAUCAAGGUUAUAAGGAUGCUAUCAAAGCUUGGUCUCGAUUUAGGUUUGUUCGUGCCGGGUGGUUUACACCCGCCGAGGCUAUUGAUUACAUUGAUUAUUACUACGAAUAUCUUUCUCCUUUAACACCAAUUUCACCUCCUACUUUUCAAUACCCUGGGACUCAUCCCACACUUCUCACCGAAGAGCCUAUCCUUACGGUCACCCUCCUGACGAUAGCAACACGUUAUAAAAAGAUUCCAGGUACAGGCGGCCAUUGCAGAUCUCACGCAAUUCACGAGCAGUUAUGGCCUUACCUUCGAGGGAUGAUUGAACGAUGUUUGUGGGGCCAAGAGGCAUUUGGUGGUGGGUUCUGUGGAUCGGGCGCCGAAGCGCAAACCUCGAGCACAGCACCUUGGCGAGGUCUGCGGAAAGGCAGUCUUCGGACACUUGGUACCAUCGAAAGUCUCAUGAUAUUGACAGAGUGGCACCCACGUGCACUCCACUUCCCUCCUCCUGAAGCCACAGACGAACUGAUGAUUCCUGCAUAUGACGCGCCGGAUACUUACAGUAACUAUGACGAGGAGAAUGGCCACCGAUUGCCUGGGGGUGUAGGUGGUAAGAGGAUUGAGAGUUGGUUAGAACCAGCAUGGAGAAGUGAUCGAAUGUGUUGGAUGCUAUUGAGCAAUGCAAUGGGCCUCGCCUAUGAACUAGGGGUCUUUGACAACAUCGAAGAAUUAUUGGCAGAAGGAGGGGAAAUGACAAGACCAGAGUACGAAGAUGAAGCAUAUCGAUUAAGAGCUGCAAGGAUCAAACGAUUGCUGCUAAUCUACGUCACGCAACUCGCUGGCCGCCUCGGAUGGACAAACAUGGUCCCUGAAAACUUGCGAGACAGAGAUCCAGUUUUUGCACCGCGGAAGAGGAAGCUAUCAUUGGAUGGGAAGACCCCUGAGACCAGCACCAGCGUCUCAAAUACUUUCAACUACAUACCCGACUUGGAACUCGACGACCAAAUAAUCCACUGUUGGGCAGGAAUCAGCAAUACGAUGCGUCUUAUCAACGAAAAGAUAUUCAAGUCCAGGCAGUAUACGACCAAAAUCAUACAAGAUGGAAGUUAUAUCGAGUUACUGAAGGAUUUUCAGCCAAUGCUCCGCACCUGGAAGGCAGAAUUUGAGCGGUUUCGCCUCCCUCCGUAUAUUCGACACAUCCUCACUAUUGAGUAUGAGUACGUACGAAUAUACGUCAAUUCCCUGUCUCUUCAGGCUGUUGUCGAAAGAUGUACAAACAACGCGGGGAACCAAACGGCGGGCAAUGCGGGAAGUGGGUCGGCAGCCGGAGCGCUGCCGCUAUCCCCAGAAACACAGAACUACUAUGGGAAAUUACCGCUCGCGAGACUCGGUGGAUUCGGUGCAGCAGAUCAAGGUUACGUGAGAGAAGUUGUUGACGGAUGUCGAAACCUCCUCAGGACGGUUGUGGAAGGACUUCUGCCAGGAGAGUAUCUCAAGCACGCUCCUGUUCGGACAUAUUUCCGCAUCAUCAGUGGCGCAAUGUUCCUACUGAAAACCUUCGCACUCGGAGCAUCGAAGCACGAUGUUGAGAUCAGUAUAGGUCUGAUGGACGCCACCGUAGAUGCACUCCGCAACUGCGUGGUGGACGAUGUUCAUCUUGGCAUCCGCUUUGCCGAUCUUCUAGAAACCUUGACAUCUCGACUCCGAAGCCGUUUCAUCAGCGCCCCCACCGGCGGGAGUGCUAGUGCGCGAAGCCCAGCCGCGAACCAGGAACCUGCUGCGAAGAGAGUCAAGGCAGAAACCAGAGAUCAGAUCCGAGAAUGGAACGCAGGAACUCCAAACUACAGUAGCACUGGACCUGAUCUCACCGUCUCCGCAACGCCCUUCGAUCUCAACCAAGGCGCCUACUACCCCAGCAGCGGCACGCCCUACGCCCAAGCCCCAGGCUCCACCUACGGACCCGACAUGCCCGACCAGAUGUUCGGCGAGCCCGGCGACUGGAACAACAACAACAGCGAGAUGUGGUACCUGCCUCCAGGCGCGGCCUUCUUCCAGAACGUCAACGAUCAAGCUAUCACGCAGACCGCGGACGGCGUGAAUGUCGGAGGCAUGGAUCUUCUUGAUUAUAUGACGCUUGGGGAUUUUCCUAGUAUUGAUGGUGCGGCGGGCUUCUAGCCGUUCCCUUUUUUUUUUUCUUUAUUUGAAAUUUUGGUUUCGGUUCUGGUUUUGGGAGGGAAUUUUUGGGAGAUAGGCUGAUUGCAUGGUUGGAAGUUAUAAGGUACUGGUUGGCUGGCUGGCUCUGGUUCUGGUUGGGGCGUUGGGUUGGGGGGUGUUGUUGUUGUCAAUCAGCAUUAUUAGCAUGGCAUCAUUAUCAGAAGAGUUGGUUGGUCGGUCUUUCAAAAGCAUAGUUGCGUGGGUAUUAGCUAGGGUAUUGCAUUGGGUAGCGAAUUCCCCCCCCCCCCC
Messenger RNA from Amorphotheca resinae ATCC 22711, 3356 nucleotides. RefSeq lists its product as hypothetical. Gene Ontology annotation, biological process: aromatic amino acid catabolic process; positive regulation of transcription by RNA polymerase II. Gene Ontology annotation, molecular function: DNA-binding transcription factor activity, RNA polymerase II-specific; zinc ion binding. The record is from RefSeq and is a predicted model, not a curated record. The coding region runs from base 75 to 3068 and encodes 997 amino acids. NCBI's taxonomy places the organism in Eukaryota, Fungi, Ascomycota, Leotiomycetes, Helotiales, Amorphothecaceae. Gene Ontology annotation, cellular component: nucleus. The transcript has 4 exons.